This is a messenger RNA of Aspergillus glaucus CBS 516.65, 1917 nucleotides long. It is a transcript of the gene yvc1, whose product is annotated as putative potassium ion channel Yvc1. NCBI's taxonomy places the organism in Eukaryota, Fungi, Ascomycota, Eurotiomycetes, Eurotiales, Aspergillaceae. The coding region runs from base 1 to 1917 and encodes 638 amino acids. The record is from RefSeq and is a predicted model, not a curated record. The transcript has 5 exons.
AUGGGUCACUGGAGAGAUAUCUUCAGCGCUAAUGGCGAGCGGGCUCGUCAUCGUCUCCAUAUAGAACAACGUCGAUUGCUACCUGCUUAUAACGUCGACGAAGCUUCUCCCCCACAUCCAUCAAAGGAAAUUACCAAGGUUGCACUGCGGUUGAAGUACCAGGUCGAACAGGUGGUACCGUGCGAGCUCGAGGAGGAUGACCUCACCAACCCGAACAGCCGGAUUAUCACAAAGGAUGUCGUUCAGACCGCCAAGCAGGCUGGGGCUGAUGAACUUCGUGGCUGCGUGGUGUUUGCCCUGCUUGUGUGUAUAAGAUGGUUUAAGUACCAAGCCACGGUUGAGCUUUGGGAUUCGGAUCUGCUUGAGAGUCGAGCCGUUGCAUGUGAGGUUAUUGCCAAGCGCAUCAUUGAGAGCGAAAAGAACCCGGACUUCCUAUUCAAGGACUGCCUGCUCAAGCGUUACUCGUAUUUUGCCGACGGGGAAGAAACCACUCCGACUAACGUCAUCGAACGUUCGGUCGACCUCCAUGCCCUGAGAAUUAUCGGCUCCUCUGGCUAUCAGAAAUGUAUCAAAUAUCUCUGGAAUGGCUGGUAUUGCCAGGAGGAAGGGAACCCGACCAACUUCGUUGAAUACCAGAAGCGGGAUGAUCCUCACUUCUCGACACACUUCCAUCCAGACCGCAUGCGAGCCCCGGUUUAUCAAAACAUAUGCCAAAUCGUCUUCUCGCUGGUGUAUCUCGCUCUGUACUCCGCCGUCAUCAACACAGUCAAUCCGACCGGAGACUUGGACGUUGCAGAGGGGAUUCUUUAUAUCAUGACUUUGGCAUUCAUUUGCGACGAGCUGACCAAGCUAUGGAAAAUUGGAAGAAACUAUUUCGAUUUCUGGAAUGCCUUCAACUCGACAUUGUACACCAUCUUGGCGAUAUCAUUUUUCCUGCGUAUUGUUGCAUUGACGCAUUCUUCCUCUGCCAAUGACGAACAAAGACAGGGGCUGAACAGGCUUAGCUACAACUUCAUAGCCCUUGCAGGUCCGAUGUUCUGGAUGCGUAUGAUGCUUUACCUGGAUUCAAUCCGCUUCUUCGGUGCCAUGUUUGUGGUCUUGAGAGUCAUGAUGAAAGAAAGCAUCAUUUUCUUUGCUCUCCUUUUCGUCGUUCUCGUGGGAUUUUUCCAGGCCUUUGUGGGAAUGGCACAAGUCGAUUCCGAUGUUCCUGUCAUGGGCACUAUCAUCCAAGGAAUGGCCAACAGUAUCAUGCAGAGCCCCGAGUUUGACACGUUCCAGGACUUUGCUUUCCCAUUUGGCAUCAUUCUUUACUAUCUCUUCAACUUUAUUGUCAUGAUCGUCUUGUUGAACAUCCUGAUUGCACUCUACAACAGUGCGUAUGAAGAUAUCUCCGGAAAUGCCGUUGAUGAAUAUAUGGCAAUCUUUGCUCUUAAGACGAUGCAAUUCGUCAGAGCACCAGAUGAGAAUGUCUUCAUUCCUCCCUUAAAUCUCCUCGAAAUCGCCUUCCUGGUGCUCCCGUUUGAAUGGUGGCUUCCUCGCCACUACUACGCCAAGAUCAACGAUGCCAUCAUGUCAAUAAUCUACUCUCCCCUUCUCCUUAUCGUCGCAUCUCUCGAGACGCGCGAGGCCCGUCGGAUCAGAUGGAACCGUCGCCGCGGUGAAGAGGACGAUGACGACGUGCAGGAGUGGGAGCAUGUCGCUGAAGAAGUUGAUUUUGACAUUGAUGAUACCUGGCGGCAGACUGUUCGCGAAUCCACGGCAAAUGUCAAUACUGACACCUGCACUGUGGAGAUUUUCAAGCUGCAGGACCAGGUCAGGGAGUUGACCGAAACUGUUCGGCUUUUGACUAACGAGAGGAACAGCGAGGCUCCGAGGGUGAAUGGUGAGUCGAGUUCUAGCGGAAGUGAACACGAUUAA